Messenger RNA from Jatropha curcas, 4026 nucleotides. NCBI's taxonomy places the organism in Eukaryota, Viridiplantae, Streptophyta, Magnoliopsida, Malpighiales, Euphorbiaceae. The record is from RefSeq and is a predicted model, not a curated record.
GUAAAAACAAAACAAAACCCCGUUGCUCUAAUCGUUUGUGGCGGGCAGAGCUGAAGCAGUGGAGAAGUAGCUCAAAUCCCCAAAAACCCUAGAAAUUGUGAAAUUCUCUGAAUCUUACCUUCAAUAUAUUCAUGAUUUUUUCAAACGAAUUCAUUUCGCAAGAGCGAGAUUGAGAGACAAAUUUGUACGAACAAAGUUAUUUCCCAGAAUGUACUGGUUAGUUGCGAGAAACGUCGUCUUUGCACUCCCCAAGUGGCGCUCCCUCACUUUGUUUCUCCGUUCCCCUGCUUGCAAAUACAGUUCAUUUUCUCGGUCACCGUCGUUACUGAUUGCUAUUGCUGGCUUGGAGUUCAAUUGUAUGAUUCUGGUUAUUAAAAGCAGGAGAAAAGAUGUUGAGCGGGUAUGUUGCUUAAAAGAACAGAAAAAUUUGAAAGGAAAUGCAAGAGUUACAAAGAAAUCCAAAGCAUCAAACAAUGUUUUGGAUGAUAAGGAUCUUUCCCACAUAAUCUGGUGGAAGGAGAGGCUGCAGCAGUGCAGGAAGCCUUCUACCAUUCAGCUGGUUAAAAGGCUUAUGUAUUCCAAUUUGCUUGGCUUGGAUGUUAACUUGAAAAACGGGAGUCUAAAAGAAGGAAACCUCAAUUGGGAGAUGUUGCAGUUCAAGUCCAAGUUUCCACGUGAGGUUUUACUCUGCAGAGUUGGAGAUUUUUAUGAAGCAAUUGGAAUAGAUGCUUGUUUUCUUGUUGAAUAUGCUGGUUUGAAUCCUUUUGGUGGGUUGAGAUCAGAUAGCAUUCCUAGAGCUGGCUGCCCUGUUGUGAACCUUCGGCAAACUUUAGAUGACUUGACACGAAACGGGUAUUCUGUGUGCAUAGUGGAGGAAGUACAAGGUCCAACACAGGCCCGCUCACGUAAAAGCCGGUUUAUAUCUGGGCAUGCACAUCCAGGCAGUCCAUAUGUUUUUGGACUUGUGGGGGUUGACCAUGAUCUUGACUUCCCAGAACCAAUGCCCGUGGUUGGAAUAUCACGUUCUGCAAGGGGUUAUUGCAUAGUCUCAGUCUUAGAGGCUAUGAAGACAUAUUCAUUAGAAGAUGGUCUUACUGAAGAGGCUUUAGUUGCCAAGCUUCGUACAUGUCGCUACCAUCAUCUAUUUCUUCAUACAUCUUUAAGAAACAAUUCCUCAGGAACUUGUCGUUGGGGAGAAUUUGGCGAGGGUGGCCUUUUAUGGGGAGAAUGCAGCACCAGACACUUUGAAUGGUUUCAAGGCAAUCCUGUCACUGAGCUUUUGUUUAAGGUCAGGGAGCUUUAUGGUCUUGAAAAUGGAGUUGCUUUCAGAAAUGUCACUGUGCCUUCAGAAAAUAGGCCCCAUUCAUUGCACCUUGGAACAGCAACGCAAAUUGGUGUCAUACCAACAGAAGGAAUACCUUGUUUAUUGAAGGUAUUGCUUCCAUCAAAUUGCUCAGGUCUCCCUGUAUUAUAUGUGAGAGAUCUUCUUCUGAAUCCUCCUGCUUAUGAAAUUGCAUCCACCAUUCAAGCAAUAUGCAAACUUAUGAGCAAUGUUACGUGCUCUAUCCCAGAAUUUACUUGUGUUUCAUCUGCAAAGCUAGUGAAGCUACUUGAACUGAGGGAGGCCAAUCAUAUUGAGUUUUGCAGAAUAAAAAAUGUGCUUGAUGAGAUAUUGCACAUGCAUAGGAACUUGGAGCUCACUGAAAUCCUAAAAUCAUUAAUGGAUCCUACAUGGGUGGCAACUGGAUUGAAAAUUGACUUCGAGACAUUAGUCAAUGAAUGUGAAUGGGCUUCAGAUAGAAUUUGUGAAAUGAUCUAUCUAGAAGAUAAAAUUGACCGAAAGUCAGAUUCCCAUUCUGUCGUUCCUAGUGAAUUUUUUGAGGAUAUGGAGUUGUCUUGGAGAGGUCGUGUAAAGAGGAUCCAUAUAGAGGAAGAAUUUGCAGAAGUGGAAAGUGCAGCACAGGCCUUGUCAUCAGCAGUCACUGAAGAUUUCAUCCCCAUCAUUUCAAGAAUAAAAGCCAGCAUGGCCCCUCUUGGUGGUCCUAAGGGAGAAGUAUCAUAUGCUCGAGAGCAUGAAUCUGUAUGGUUUAAGGGAAAACGGUUUGCACCGGCAGUUUGGGCUGGUACCCCAGGGGAAGAACAAAUUAAACAGCUUAAACCUGCUGUGGACUCUAAAGGUAGAAAAGUUGGCGAGGAAUGGUUCACUACCAUUAAGGUGGAGGAUGCUUUAAUGAGGUAUCACGCCGCUAUUGAUAAGGCAAAAGCAAGGGUCUUGGAAUUGUUGAGGGGGCUUUCUGCUGAGUUGCAGUCAAGGAUCAAUAUCCUUAUCUUUGCAUCAAUGUUGCUUGUUAUUGCAAAGGCACUAUUUGCUCAUGUGAGUGAAGGGAGGCGAAGGAAAUGGGUGUUCCCCACUCUUAUUGGCUUGAGUCAGACAGAGGACAGGAAAUCACUGGAAGGAGCUAAUGGAAUGAAAUUAAUGGGCCUAUCUCCAUAUUGGCUUGAUACAGCAGAAGGCAGUGCUGUACAUAAUACAGUUGAUAUGCAGUCCUUAAUUCUUUUGACAGGACCAAAUGGAGGUGGUAAAUCUAGUUUGCUUCGAUCAAUUUGUGCAUCUGCAUUACUGGGAAUAUGUGGUUUUAUGGUGCCUGCGGAAUCAGCCGAGAUUCCUCACUUUGAUUCCAUUAUGCUUCACAUGAAAUCUUAUGAUAGUCCUGCCGAUGGGAAAAGCUCAUUCCAGGUGGAAAUGUCAGAAAUCCGGUCUCUUAUAACUGAAGCCUCAUCAGGGAGUCUUGUACUUGUUGAUGAAAUAUGCCGAGGGACAGAAACUGCGAAAGGGACUUGUAUUGCUGGAAGCAUUAUUGAAUCCCUUGAUAAAAUCGGUUGUCUGGGUAUUGUAUCUACUCACUUGCAUGGAAUAUUUGAUUUGCCACUUCAUACAAAGAACACCACAUGUAAAGCAAUGGGAACAGAAUAUGUCAAUGGACAAACAAAACCAACUUGGAGAUUGAUAGAUGGGAUCUGUAAAGAAAGCCUUGCUUUUGAAACCGCAAAGAAGGAAGGGAUCCCAGAAACAAUUGUCCAAAGAGCUGAAGAAUUGUAUUUUUCUGCUUAUGCUAAAAAAGUCUCUCCCGAAAGGAUUGAAGAAAGAAAAAGACCAAUCCAUUCUAGCGGAACUGUUAAUGGCUCCAAUGAAGCCCAUUUUGCACUGACGGAAGCUACUGCAAGAGCUCUUCAUCAUGAUACCAAAUCAGCCAAAGAGAUGGAAGUCAUGCAAAAGAAGGACGUUGAGAGUGCUGUUACCCUAAUAUGCCAGAGGAAGCUCAUUGAGCUCUACAAGCAGAAAAACACAGCAGAACUUGAAACAGUGCAGUGUGUUGCCAUUGGUGCAAGGGAACAGCCACCUCCAUCAACAAUCGGUGCUUCAUGUGUCUAUAUCAUGUUCAGACCAGACAAGAGGCUAUACGUUGGAGUGACAGAUGAUCUUGAAGGCCGAGUCCAUGCACAUCGAUCAAAGGAAGGGAUGUAUAAUGCCUCUUUUCUUUAUUUCAUAGUUAAAGGAAAGAGCAUUGCUUGCCAACUGGAAACUCUUCUUAUCAACCAGCUACCCAGAAAGGGAUUCCAACUUAGCAACAUUGCUGAUGGUAAACAUCGGAAUUUUGGCACAAGCAAUCUCUCUCUUGAAACCACGCCUGUCCAUUAACAUGUCUACACCUUUGACUACCCAUUUUGUAAAAGCUACUUUAAUGAAGAAAAUUGUGAGGUAAGGGUAAGGGAGGUUUCUGAUUGUAUGUAUCAUGUAUAUGAAAACUGUAUUCUGCAAUUGAAAUUGCAAGUGGCGGCAGCAAUUUUGUUUUUAAGUUGCUCAACUUGCAGAAUGUGUACCCAGAUGGUAACUUUUUUUUUUUUGGGAUGAGAAAAUGUUAACAUGUUAACUCGAUGCAGAGUCCAGUAAAUUCCUUAUUUUUUUAAGGAAAAGAAGAUUUAUGCAAAUGGGAUAAGGUGAUGCAUAGGUGAUUUAAAUGAAAA